GUUGUGGUCCGUUUGGUUGCAAAGCUGCCCAGUCUAUUCCUCUGACUGCAAUGCUGGGGCUUUCUCGUGCCUGGAGUUGUAGUGGUGGAAGCGUGUUCGUUUAAAGGCGGGCUCUUUGCACGUGAAGCCAAUGCAGCAGCCCUCCAAAUAGCAUGAUCACAAUGAUGAAGAGGAGGAGAGGAAGAGGAGAAAAUGAGAAGGAUGCCAAGAAACAGAAGCUCCUCAAUGAACUUGGACAGAGCCAGCUUCCGUAUCUGACACCGAAGGAUGAUGGCUUCCACCAACUGUGGAAGACAAAAUAUUCCAAACUUAUCCUCCGAAAUGCGGAGUGGAUCCCACAAGAUGUCCACAGAGAGGUUCAAGAAGCAUUUGGGUUGCUGCAGAAGCACGUUUGUCUCUUCCAAGACCUCGUGAGGAUCAAAGGGAAAGAUUUUGUUACCCCUGUAUCUCGUAUAUUAAUUGGAAACCCGGGAUAUACUUACAAAUAUUUGAACACGAGGUUAUUUACGGUCCCCUGGCCGGUGGAAGGUUAUGAAAUAAAUUAUUCCCAUCCUGAAAUAUCCAAGGCUUGCGAGGCAUUAAUCAAACUUAAUGAGCACUUGCGCAGAGAAACCGUCCUGGCUUUGCAAGAACAGAAUUUGUCCGAGACAAAAGGAACGGAAGAUUCUGUUGUCACUGAGAAGCUUCAAGAGGAGGCUGCUCCCGUUACAGAGUCGGGGUGUGCUUCUCCGGAUCAAAGCGCCGUUCACGUCCCGAAGAACGACUGUGCCGAUCUGAAGGAGAGAACGUCUUACAACCUGACAUUAUUGAAUUAUAUGGAUCCGCAGCGAAUGCCGUUCCUGAAACAGGAGCCUUAUUUUGGGAUGGGGAAGAUGGCUGUGAGCUGGCACCAUGACGAAAAUCUGGUUGAAAGGUCAACCGUGGCUGUCUACAGUUCUUGCCGUGAAGAACCCGACAGUCAUGAGAAAGAGGCGUGGUGUGGCAGAGAUCCAGCCGUCUGGCACGUCGCCUUGAAAGUUGCUUGGGACAUAAAGACCCCGGGGUUGGCUGUGCCCCUAUACCAAGGGGAUUGCUACUUGAUGCUCGAUGAUAUGAAUAUGACACACCAGCAUUGUGUCUUGGCUGGCCAUCAGCCCCGAUUCAGCUCCACCCAUAGAGUGGCAGAGGAGUGCUCCCAGGGGACCCUGCCAUAUAUUUUGGGCCGAUGCAAUGCUGCCCUUGAGAACUUGCACGGCGACACCGCUUUGGGAUGCCUGGCUCUGAAAUCGCUAGAUAUUGGAACUAUAAAAGGAGUAGAAGAAAUACAUAACGAGGUUGAGUUUGAGUGGCUACGGCAGUUUUGGUUCCAGGGUAAACGUUACCAAAAAUGCACAGACUGGUGGGAUCAACCAAUGGCAGUUCUGGAAGAACACUGGAGAAAAAUGGAGCUCAUGACAAGCCAUCUACUCUGUGAACUCCGGAAAGAAGGACAGGUGGAAGAACAAAGAAAGGAAAGGAUUGAAUGUUUGUUGCCUCUGCUUGAGGAGCGCCACGAGCUACGCCAGGAAUGGUUCGUGAGAUUCAGGCAGGAAACUGAAUGGCUAAAGCCCUAUUCCAUUACUUGGAGAUAUAAGACAUGAAGAAGAAGAAUGCUGUUGACUUGCCUACUUGGCUACAAUUUCUGGGUCACCCUCUAGAUGUCGAGGGGAACUAUUUGAAUAGAAAGAGACCCAGAUAUUCAUGGGAAACCUCCAUGUGGUCAGAAAAGCUGUGAAGUUUGUGUUCUUGAUCAUGCAGAGCAUGUCCACAGAUAAAAGAGGCCCUCUGUGUGUAGAGUGGUCAAGUGCUGAACGGAGAAUGGUUGAAUGGGACCUCUCUGUAUCAAGAUGGGGAACUUUUGGCUCUGGUGGAUGCCAUUGGGUUACACUUGUCAAACUCCCAAGACAGUGGGAGUUGGAGUCCAACCACAUAUAGAAGGUCGCAUAUGUCCCCACUUCUGCUUUGUAUGAAGCAGUUUGUGACACUGAGGGUGCUGUGUUCUCUUCAGUACACCAACCUUAAGUCAUAUCUGUUCGCUGGGAUG
Molecule: messenger RNA, 2062 nt
Organism: Pogona vitticeps (central bearded dragon)
Lineage: Eukaryota; Metazoa; Chordata; Lepidosauria; Squamata; Agamidae
Source: RefSeq, a predicted model, not a curated record